Molecule: messenger RNA, 5190 nt
Organism: Acanthoscelides obtectus
Lineage: Eukaryota; Metazoa; Arthropoda; Insecta; Coleoptera; Chrysomelidae
Source: the annotation of a GenBank genome assembly
AUUUGUAUUUAGCACCGUCGUCGUGGGCACGUAGCGUAGCAGGCCAUGGAACUGCCGGCGAUAGUCUUUCGUUUUCCGUCGAUGUCAGACGCCUGCUAGAUCCUGACCUGCAAAUAGGCGCGUUCGCGUUUCGCAACCAUCGCGGUGUUGUAGCGAGUCGCCGCGCGAUUUCAGUUGCUAGAAAACACAAUUAUUUUUUUACGCAAGAACCAGUCCGCACAGCAUUUGAUCGGUUUACGAAAUAUUGCUUCAUUAUCAUUAGCAUUACUCAUUGAGUCUGAUACGCGCAGAUCCGCAGAUUCUGCAAGAGAGUUUUUUUAUGUCAUUCUGUUUUUUGUUUGCGUUCUCGUGUUUAUGUGGACUAGAAGUGAUCGUUUUUCCUUACAAGACGUCUUCUGUUCGUAAGAAGUAGAAACAAACGAUUAAAAAAUAAUUUUGCUGCUGGCAGUUGAUCGUGACUUUUGAUGCUGCUUCCAACUAAGAGCACCAAGCACAAAAUGGUGAGCGUACACACAGACUGAUCGAGACGCGUCGGCCGUAGCGGCUUCCAAUUGAACAAUCAUGCACGGCUCUGAAUCGCAACCUUCCUCCCGGAAGAAACGAUUUCCGGGCAGGUGGUCGCUCAGACACCUUAUCUAUUCCAGCCCGAUCCUGAACAGACGCAGGAACAGCCAGAAUGUGCAGCUAGCUAGUACUGGCGGAGCUUCUAAACACAGGAAGGAAGGAAAUGUAUUGGAUGUAAUAGUAGGACAUUCUUCCAAGGAUUCUGAGAGGCAUCACGUUGAAAUUCAUCAGGCAACUAGUAGGACAUCAGUCUUUACUACAAGUACAAAGAGCGGCGUGACCGGAAACGAUGUCAUGCCUUUGGGCGGACCUCUUGGGACGUCCGAAUGUCCAUUAUGCCUCGCCGAGGUACUGUCAGAAGAAAUGCGCGAGCUAGAAGCUUGCGCACACAGAGCUUGCCACACCUGUCUUCAGCAGUACCUGAGGGUGGAGAUCACGGAGAGCAGGGUGGCCAUUUCGUGUCCUGAAUGCCUGGAACCGAUGCAUCCUAAUGAAAUUCGUGCGAUCUUGUCGAAUCCAGCUUUGUACGAGAAGUAUGAAGAUUUUAUGGUUAGGCGUGUUUUGGCUGUGGAUCCAGACACUAGGUGGUGCCCUGCACCAGAUUGCAGGUUUGCUGUGAUAGCUAGUGAAUGUGCAAGCUGCCCAAAAAUAAAGUGCGAAAGGCCUGGUUGCGAUUCAUAUUUUUGUUACCAUUGCAAGGCGGAAUGGCAUCCAAAUCAAACAUGCGAUGCUGCAAGAGCCCAGCGAUCUCCAAACAUCAGAUCAUCGUCCAUCAGUUAUAGUCAGGAUUCUCAACAUAGAGAUGAUAUAAAGCCAUGUCCGAGGUGCCAGGUGUUGAUAGUGAAAAUGGACGAUGGUUCCUGCAAUCAUAUGAUGUGCGCUGUUUGUGGCGCCGAAUUUUGUUGGCUGUGCAUGAAGGAAAUCAACGAUUUACAUUUUUUAAGUCCGUCGGGUUGUACGUUUUGGGGCAAGAAACCAUGGUCCCGGAAAAAGAAGAUUCUUUGGCAGCUAGGUACUCUAGUCGGUGCUCCUGUAGGCAUAGCUUUAGUGGCCGGUAUUACGGUACCGGCGAUGAUAAUAGGCAUUCCAGUAUGGGUGGGUAGAAAACUCUAUACACGUUAUAAGUCUGUGAACAAACAUAAAAGAAAUGCGGCCAUCAUCGGUGGAGUCUUGGCAUCGGUGGUGAUCUCUCCAAUCUUGGCCAGCUUAGCUGUAGGCAUCGGCGUACCGAUCCUCCUUUUCUACGUAUACGGCGUAGUACCUGUGUCAUUAUGCCGUUCGGGCGGCUGCGGGGGCGGUAACAACGGCUCUGGGGGCGGCAACGAAGAGGCGCAACCUCAACGGGAGGGCAGCGCAUCGGGCGUCGUGCAGCCUGACACCGCCUCUAUUGGUGCGCACAGUGCUGCCACAGCUACGGGGGCGAAUCCAUCGAUAGGCGAAGCCUCUCUAUCGAUGGCAAGCAGCAGCCACGUAGUCCUGCGAGGGUGCGGGGACCCUGACCGCGAAUCUGGCACAUCCACUGGCGCGCUGGCCGGCAGCCUACGGUGCGGCGCAGGUGCCGGGAGUACCAAGGCGGAAGACAUCAAGGCGGCCCCGCAGAGAUUGGAGGUGCAGGCGGACGUGGGCAGCCAAGGGGCGAGCAGCACCGAAGGCGGCAGUACCGGCAGGCAGCAGCGGUACAGCCUGACCAGCCUUACGGAAUCGGUGCUGACGGCUGACGAUGCCACGGCCAGCGUUAGAGCUUUGGCCGGCUCGGCGGUGCUCAAUUUCAAGACUCCAGGCAGCGAUUCGUGCAGCUGCGUGACAAUGGAAGACUGUACAUCGGAGAGGGUGCGAUUCGACGAUAACGUCAGCUUCAUCACCUCUUCGCAAGCUGAGAAAACUAGUAUUGGAAGCAGCUGUAGUUUUAGGUCUAGAUGUGCUAGAUCUGCGUUGGCGAAAAGUGACAGAGUGUGUGAUACCCUGAGUAACGACAGCAUCUGCAUAGAUAUGGAGGCUGAUAACUGUUCGUCAGCUUCUGCGCCAAGAUCGGCAUCGGUCUCCAGAAAGUACUCCUCGCAAGCUGCCGCGCUGCGCAGUCAGUUUUUCCACGAGGGUUCCAGGCCUACAGCGACGAACAGCCUCGACGAUGAUACUAUCAUCGAGGUGUCCAAUGAGACGCUGGACAGGGGUGCAGUUCCACCACCACCCCCUCUACCGCAGUGGUAAUUACAUCAACAGUGUACAGUUUUCUUCUCUACAAGGAAUCACUUGACGCUAGAAAACUUCAGGACUACAACGACAAUGAAAAACUGUAGUUACAUAUUUCAAGGUUAUAUUACAUUGGCAACGUUAUGACAGAGAUGUUACGUUAGAAAAAUGGAAGGCAAAUGAAAAUUGAGACUAAGAGAUCAAAUACAGAUAAUUUUCGUAAACACACUUUUUUAACAAUAGAAUAAAAAUGCUGAACAUUAAGACAAGAUAAUUUUCCAAAUGAAAAUUGAGACUAAGAGAUCAAAUACAGAUAAUUUUCGUAAACACACUUUUUUAACAAUAGAAUAAAAAUGUUGAACAUUAAGACAAGAUAAUUUUCCAUAUUUCAAGGUAAAGCAUCAGCAUAUUUUUGAUAUUACAGUAAUAUGUCCACCACUACUUCUCUGAAAUAUAUGGAAAUAACUAUAGUCUAAAUUAUGUACAUCCGUUCAUACACCAAGAACAUUAAAUGCAUGAACAUAUAUAAUUCCACACUUUUAACUUGUUAUAGUGAUCUUUUACAGUAUGUGUAAUGUAAUUAAUAUACGUUGAAACCAAAAAAUUUUACAAAAAGAUCAUAAAAUGUAUGCAUUCCUUGAAAACUCAGCCUCAUGUGUAUAUCCUUCAAGAUAAGCACCAAAAUUAAAAUUCCAAUAGUACAUUUUUGAAACCUAUGAAGAUUUGCCGAAAUUUUAGUUGGCAUAUUUAAAUCUAGUCGAUUUGUCUGUAACUAUCUGCAAGCGUUGUCGUUGUAUUAGGUUUAUUUUAUUUGUAGGUGUAUAUACAAAUACGUGUGUUCUCGCCCCUCUUGGAAAAGACUGAUGAUACCCUACUGUGUAUAUAUAUAUAUGUUGUUCUUAGUGUGCUCGCGGAAGGUACCACGCACGCCAGAGGGUGUUUCAUAGAGGUUCGAAUCGCCAGCCCAGAAAUGGAACAAGAUGUUCAGAAAAAUUGACAUUUAAAUGGAACAAUUUUUAAUGGUCAGAUCAAGAAAUGCCGUUAAAAAUAUAUGUCGCAAACUAUUCCUUUUAAUUUUGAAUUUUAUGGUUUUAUCAAGCCUUGAUCUAGGUUCUUUUGGUGAACAUUAGGAAAUAUUGUAGUGUGCUGCGUAUGUAUUUUUAAGAGUUCUGAUAUACUGGUUUAUGAUUAUACAGCAGGCUUUGUAGACGUACUUUCUUCUUUUUUGAGUAAACCAUAGUUGAAUAAAUAAAUGGAAAACUAACACAGACAAGCAUGUUUUGGUCUCAAAAAAACCUUCACACCAACAGUCCUGAUGUUUUUUUUAAAAUGUGUUGAUUUCAUAAUGUACAUCUUAUUUUUUGUAAAUACGGUAAAUGAAUGUUAUGUCAUUGCUAGUGUGUUAUUACAAGAAGUCUAUAAUUAAGGGAUUAGAUUGUUUAAAGCAUUUGACAUACUAAUAUUUCUUUAUGAUUUCAUCCCACCUAUGAAACGGACCUCUAUGAACUGCCAAAAUAUAUUGGUAUGCAUGAAAUAUAGCGGGCAAGCUCUAUUUAUUUUAUAUGUUGGUAUUAAACAUGUCAAUAACACUGUUUAGUACACGCCCUCAAGAUUUUAUUUCAGGCUUAGAAAAUCAGAUGUUACCAAUACGUAUAUUUUGACUGGUGAAAAUAGAAUAGUUGGGUAAUUUUUGAAUAGAUCUCACUUGAACUAUAAAAUUGGAACGUUUAAAGCAGUUUUAUUUGGGGACAUACUAUGCUUACUUUUUUUGGCUUCGUGAUAAUGUAAUUUAUUUUGCUAAGAAAAAAUGUUAAUUUUCAAUAGGACGAGAGUAUAGAUGGAAUUUUUUCGGAGGGACUGUACUAAAUAGCUAUUCAUAAACAAAAAAAAUGCUUAAUAAUUGUGUAUGUAUUUUGUAAGGUUAAAAUAUUGUCUUAUCAAUAUUUUUUAUAUGCUUUGAUUGUUUAUCUGGAUCUAGCCGAGUUUAAAAGUCAUAUAUUGCAAGUUACAUUUUUUCAUGUCAAAAAUAUAUGAGCUGAUGUCUGAUCAAUAUAUUUGCCACUUUUUAUCAUUUCACAAUGCAGACGUAGGAACAUCAAAGGAUACUCGCCUUUCCGUUUUCCGAAUGAAACUAGACUAUAUCUAAAAUGCAACUUUGAUUAGCUUGAAACAAAAUACUACUACCAAUUAUAGUUUUUUAUUAUGCUAACUGUUGAAGAAGAAAUCUCGUUAUUUUUUUACGAUAUGGCUAUGUCUAUUCCAGCUCAUAUUUUUUUAUAUGUCAUAAUGCAGUUUGAUACUGAGAAGUAGUGACCAGCAUUCUAACGUCAUUGUAAUUUUCAUUUUUUUAUUAUCCUUUUUUGUGCAAAUAUUUAGUGGGUGAAAAAGAUUGUUGGUGCUACUGUGUUGUAUUUUUUCAGAUAGUAUCUACUUAUC